Messenger RNA from Photinus pyralis (common eastern firefly), 3701 nucleotides. RefSeq names its product hexosaminidase D-like. Gene Ontology annotation, molecular function: hexosaminidase activity. Gene Ontology annotation, biological process: carbohydrate metabolic process. The coding region runs from base 606 to 2459 and encodes 617 amino acids. The record is from RefSeq and is a predicted model, not a curated record. NCBI's taxonomy places the organism in Eukaryota, Metazoa, Arthropoda, Insecta, Coleoptera, Lampyridae. The transcript is spliced from 4 exons.
GUAAGAAAGGAUUUAAAACUCACAUAUCCAGGUGAUGUCCUUGACCAUAUUUUAGUUACAAUUAACAGUCCAUGUACUGUAUGGUCUAAGGCUGAAAUUCAUGCCUCACCAAAGAAACGGUGAAUAAAAGGCGUGCAUCGAUAGCAAAAAUUCAGUUUACUUCUGUUCCUCAUAGAGGAGAAGGCCCUAAUACCUAUUACUGCCUACUUACUAAACUUCAAUAUGUUGCCAUUCAAAAAGACCACAAAACAAUAUUUAUUCCUUCAGCAAUUACAUAUUAAAACUGCGUUUAGAUCCUGAAGAUUGAAUACCUAUGCACCAAAACCGAUUUCAGGCCAUUUUCAUUUCCUUUUGCGAAUUCGUAUCAUGGGCGUCAGCAGAACGUUAUCCCUGUUAGCCCUUCACUAGAUACGCCCAUGAUCAGCGUAUAAUUUUGUUUGACAUAACCUCAAAAUUGAAAGGUCAAUAACCCGUAAUGGCGACAUAAUUGUAAACACUAACCAGUUCAAAUUUAAAUGGACAAUUAUCAGGAUUACUUUGUGUUAUAAAAAGCAUCGAGGGGCCUUCAGAUUGUGUGCCAUAGCAUUUUAAAAAAUGAGGUGAAAAUGAAAAACUAUAUUUACCAUGUAGCAUUAACAGUGUGGCGUAAAAAGACAUCUAUGCUUAUAGUGGCUUGUCUACUGGUCUUGUUGAUGCUAGGGUUGCAGUUUUCUCAGUCGGAACAGGAGAAUGCCAGAUUUAAAGAUGAUAAAGACCAAACGCGCGCAGGAGAUUUGGGACAGUUUGCCAAUGUGAAGUUCUUGGAGUCUUUGGCAAAGCAAAGAAAUGCGGGUAAACUUACGUUCAGUGACUCUUCGAACAAAGAGUCUCGAAAGGGGCUGCCCGAAAACGAUAGGUCACAGCAAGAGUUGGAAAAGAUGUUGGGUAUACCGUUCGUCAACUUAGAUGUUAAGAACCCCUAUAUUCCCAAACAACGUAUUAUACAUCUUGAUUUAAAAGGUGCACCUCCGAAAGUCGCUUAUUUGAGGAAGAUUUUUCCAUUACUGAAGACUUUGGGCGCAACCGGGUUACUAAUAGAAUAUGAAGACAUGUUUCCCUACAGUGGCAUUCUAAAGGAGGUUAAAGCGGGAAAUGCGUAUUCUGUUGAGGAUAUCAAUCAACUGCUGACAGCGGCCGAGGAGUCAAAGUUGGAGGUAAUUCCUUUGAUACAAACAUUUGGACAUUUGGAAUUUGCGCUGAAGCAUAAUAAUUGGAGUAAAUUGCGAGAGGUUUCUGAUAGUCCUCAAGCGUUGUGUCCCAAUCGAAAUGGCACUAUGGAGUUUAUUAUGGAGAUGUUGAAGCAGAUGCUGGAACUACAUCCUAAAAUCAGCUACUUGCACAUCGGAUGCGAUGAAGUGUUCCAAAUGGGCGAAUGCGAGAUAUGUCGGUUAGAGCUGCACGAGAAUCUUUUUCUGAGGCACGUCUCGAAUGUGGCGAAUCUCGUCCGCAAACAUUGGCCACACUUGAGACUGAUAAUAUGGGACGACAUGCUUCGUCACCUAAGCCAACAGAGCUUGCAAGAUUUCGGGUUGGGGGAACUGGUAGAGCCAAUGGUGUGGGUUUACGCUGAGGAUAUAUACAGAUUUGUGCAGUCGCCCGUAUGGGACAAGUACGCGAGUGUCUUCAAAACCGCAUGGACCGCAUCAGCCUUCAAAGGUGCUUUCGGUGAAAGUUUAUACGUACCUGACGCACGAAGGCAUCUCGAAAAUAAUUUGAGAUGGCUGGACGUGAUGUCACAGCAAAAUCAGCUGUUUAAGCAGGGUCUCUCGGGUAUUAUUUUGACAGGGUGGCAGAGGUAUGAUCACUUUGCCAUACUUUGUGAGUUAUUCCCCGCAUCCCUUCCGUCGCUCUCUCUAAAUUUGCUAGCAGUUUCCACUGGAUACUUUAACUUGUCACUCAAAAAUCGUUUACUAUCCGCUUUAAGUUGUCCCGAGCACGGAUCAGGUCGUCCCACUCCAUUUAUCGCGUUAGAAGCCGAUCCCCAUUUAUGGGACAAAAUGGGCAGGUGCAUGUUUCCGGGCAGCCCGGUGUUUAGAUUAAUGUACCGCUUGCACAAUACCGAAAACGAGGUGGUGGAAUAUUUGAAGGUCACACAGCAGCAGAAAGGUUGGCUAACUGCUUACAAUGUAAGACGUAAUUAUAGCCUUCCUUUGCGCAUUGACGAGUUGACCUCAGAUUUACCACGAAUAUAUCAUAGUUUACUUGCGUUAAAUCGAGCCGUCGUCGAUAGCAUGAAUGAUAUAUUUGAUCAUUAUACUAUCGGCGAGUGGAUAGAGCAGAGAAUAUAUCCUUAUAUAGUCGAGUUAGAAAAAAUACAAAAUCAAACUACCAUUUUAAAAACUGUUAAUUCUUGGCCUUCUAGACCAUUACCGCCUUUAAAAGAUUUACAGAGAUUAGGAGUAACCUUACCUGAGAAUUAGUAAGUAUUACGUGUUUGAAGUCUGAAAUGCUCUCUUUGUUGUUUGUGUGAAUCCUUGUUAUACAUUAUUAUCGUUUACAUCAAGCAAGAGCCAAUGGAAAUAUCAAAAUUGCUUAUUUAAGUGCGCAGGCAGCUUCCGGUAUUAAUAACUAUAACUUAUGUGCCAACUUUUUUGAUAUUUCUGUGGAUUAUGUAAAGUAUUAUAUGUGUAUUUUCACAACAAAAUUUAAAGGCUGAUGUGGCUGUUUUUAGUUUUAAUUUAUUUAUUUAGUUACCCUUAUAGGGAUUGCUCAGAAACCUCCGUAAGAUGAGAUAAUAUUAUGAUCUUGAACACUACUAUAGCUUUGUAUUUAGAUUGUGAUGCUUAUCCUAGUUUUAGCAAUACAAUUGUUCCCUUAAAUCGGUUUUCGAAUUUGUACCCAACUUACUGUAUUUUCCAUGAUUACAGCGAACUUUUGACAAACAAAUUGGAUUCCUUUCUUUCUUGAUAUCAUAGCCAAAAUUCCAUUUUCAAUACAUCCAAAAACCAACCGCAUUAACUGUGUGUAUUUUUUGUGAUUAUUCCUGUGACCCCACGUUGGGCGCCAAUUAAUACUGCUGGUUGCAAUAGAAUGCAGUCUAGUACACCACCCACAAAACACCUAUCCAGCUAGCCCAAACAAAUCAAAAUUAAAACAUAAUUUAUCCUUGUACACUUCCUGCAUCUGCUACAAAAAAUUCCAAUAUUGACUUAAAAUUUCGAUCAACUUUUGAAAAUUACAAAUAUUUUAUUACAGUAGAAGUAUCAACACCUGAAAUAAAUCUACGCGAGAAGGUAAAUCAGACAUAAAAACUAUCCGGGUCGCACAUUGGGUUCGAAUAAACAGACAAUUGGCAAUGACAAAAAUUUAUUCCAAAACACAUGAAAUGAAAAUUAAACAAAAUUUCUGAAAUAAAAAGAAGGAUUGUUGUUGUUUGGACGAAUUACCCCGCACAUAGGCGGUCGACAAAAGAAAUAAGAAAAUCUUACAAUUAGUUUUUCUUAAUCUGAUAAUAAUCGUAAUAAUCUGGUCUUUCAACGAUUUGCGAUAAACAAGACGCACUGUGCCUCUGAACCUCACUUUAAUACGCAAACUUGAUGGUAAACGAAGUGGCUUGUAGAAUAACGAUAAAAAUUAUUAUUAAGGGCUGUACGAACGGUAUAACGUUAUAACUUUUUAAACAGCAAAAGAACCUCAACAGACUGCCUCACUUAGUGCUGUGG